This is a messenger RNA of Toxotes jaculatrix (banded archerfish), 1593 nucleotides long. It is a transcript of the gene celf5a, whose product is annotated as cugbp, Elav-like family member 5a. The transcript has 12 exons. Gene Ontology annotation, molecular function: mRNA binding. The coding region runs from base 1 to 1593 and encodes 530 amino acids. Gene Ontology annotation, cellular component: ribonucleoprotein complex; nucleus; cytoplasm. NCBI's taxonomy places the organism in Eukaryota, Metazoa, Chordata, Actinopteri, Toxotidae. The record is from RefSeq and is a predicted model, not a curated record. Gene Ontology annotation, biological process: regulation of alternative mRNA splicing, via spliceosome; mRNA splice site recognition.
AUGGCCAGAUUCACUCAGACUGAAACAAGAAGGCAGCACCAUCCACAGCAGCCCCAGCCCGCUCACUCCAGCCUGGUUUUCACCGGACCGGGGGCACCACCGACCCAACAACCACUACUACUUAUCCCACAUCAGCACCAGUACCCUCAGAUCACAUUUCCGAAACCCAUGAACGGGUCAGAACCCAUUUCAAUUCAUCCGGAGAGCGGCAACAUGAAAGACCAAGAUGCCAUUAAGCUGUUUAUCGGGCAGAUACCGCGGAACUUGGAGGAAAAAGACCUGAAACCCCUGUUUGAACAGUUUGGGAAAAUCCACGAACUGACAGUUCUCAAGGACCGAUACACCGGCAUGCACAAAGGUUGUGCAUUCCUCACCUACUGCGCCCGAGAGUCGGCCAUCAAAGCCCAGAACGCCCUCCAUGAACAGAAAACACUGCCAGGGAUGACUCGCCCCAUCCAGGUGAAACCGGCUGACAGCGAGAGCCGUGGAGGUACAAACUGCUGUUCCCAGCCUUUUUCCUACAGGAAGCUGUUUGUCGGGAUGCUGAACAAACAACAGACCGAGGAGGACGUCUACCGCCUCUUCGAACCCUACGGAGUCAUCGAGGAGUGCACGGUCCUAAGAGGUCCUGACGGAAACAGCAAAGGUUGCGCCUUCGUCAAGUUCUCCACACAUACUGAGGCUCAGUCUGCAAUCAGUGCCCUCCACGGCAGCCAGACCAUGCCAGGCGCUUCCUCCAGCUUGGUGGUCAAGUUUGCCGACACAGACAAGGAGCGCACCAUCAGACGUAUGCAGCAGAUGGUUGGGCAGUUUGGCAUCUUCAACCCAGCCAUCGCCCUUCCCUUCAGCACCUACAGCUCUUACGCACAUGCGCUCAUGCAGCAGCAGGCAGCCAUCAUGGCAGCAAGCCACGGAGGUUACCUCACGCCUAGCGUGGCUUUCCCCGCCACACAGAUCCACCAGAUGGGGGCGCUCAACAUCAACAGCCUCCCACCCACCCCCAUGACCCCGGUGUCGGGUGAUUCUCCACCAGCCAACAUCACCACCUCCGCCGUGCCCAGCAUCGUCACGCCCAUCGUCAACGGAUUCACCGGCAUCCCUCAUCAGCCCAACGGACACCCUGCCGUGGAGACUGUGUACACCAAUGGCCUGCCGCCCUACUCCACCCAGAGCCCCACCGCUGCCGACACCCUCCAGCAAGCCUUCACUGGAGUACAGCAAUACACAGGUGAGACGAUCUAUCCAGCCACCACGCUGACUCCCAUUGGCCAGACACUGCCCCAACCACCCCAGGUCAUCCAGCAGCAGCAGCAGAGAGAAGGUCCGGAAGGUUGUAACCUGUUCAUCUACCACCUGCCACAGGAGUUUGGAGACAAUGAACUCAUGCAGAUGUUUUUGCCCUUCGGCACUGUCAUCUCUUCUAAGGUCUUCAUGGACCGGGCAACCAACCAGAGCAAGUGCUUCGGUUUUGUGAGCUUCGACAACCCUGCUAGUGCACAGGCAGCUAUUCAAGCCAUGAAUGGCUUUCAGAUUGGGAUGAAGAGGUUGAAAGUCCAGCUAAAGAGACCGAAGGAUGCCAGCCGCCCUUACUGA